CACACCAAAUAACUGGUGGGCGUGUUGUUUUCUGCAGUGCAUCGGCUUUACGCACACGCUCUCUGAAAUUUGAAUCGAGUUUAAAAAGCCCCAACAGCAGCCACAAGUCAGGGAGCAACAGAUUCCUGUGUGUGAGCAUCAGGUAGCUCCAUAUACGGGUUGGAGAGGCACUUCACAGCCCCUCUGGCACUUUAUCUACAGGGCGCACAGAGGGGCAGUGCCAUGCACACUCCUGACAAUGUGCUGCUCCUGAGCGGAGAGAACCACUCUCUGGUUUUCAGUCUCACUCAUGACCUGACGAUGGGAACGUCUGGGAACGACACCGUCCACCCGAACGGAUCCGAUCCGUUUGCGAGAAACGAGGAGGUGGCCCAGAUCGAGAUACUGGUCCUGAGCAUCACCUUCGUGGUGGCUGUGAUUGGGAAUGUGAGUGUCCUGUUGGCGAUGUACAAUACCAAGAAGAAGAUGUCGCGGAUGCACCUUUUCAUCAAACACCUCAGCCUGGCUGAUCUGGUGGUCGCCUUCUUCCAGGUGCUGCCGCAGCUGUGCUGGGAAAUCACCUUCCGCUUCUACGGUCCAGACUUUCUGUGCAGGAUAGUGAAGCACCUCCAGGUGAUGGGGAUGUUUGCGUCCACCUACAUGAUGGUGAUGAUGACCCUGGACCGUUACAUCGCUAUCUGCCAUCCUCUGAAAACCCUCCAGCAGUCCACCCAGCGCUCAUACAUCAUGAUCAUCUCCACGUGGAUGUGCAGCCUGGUGCUCAGCACCCCUCAGUACUUCAUCUUCUCCCUCAGCGAGAUCAAGAACGGCUCCGACGUCUACGACUGCUGGGCGCACUUCAUCGAGCCCUGGGGAGCCAAGGCGUACAUCACCUGGAUAACGGUGGGCAUCUUCCUCGUGCCCGUGGUCAUUCUCAUGAUGUGCUACGGGUUCAUCUGCCACACUAUAUGGAAAAAUAUCAAAUAUAAGAAAAGGAAAACAACGGCUGGGGCUGCGAGCAAGAACGGAUUGAUUGGCAAGAAUUCAGUCAGCAGCGUCACAACUAUCUCAAGAGCCAAACUGAGGACCGUUAAAAUGACUUUUGUGAUAGUUCUGGCGUACAUCAUUUGCUGGGCACCGUUUUUCAUCGUGCAGAUGUGGUCUGUGUGGGAUGAAAACUUCCAGUGGGCUGAUUCUGAGAACACAGCAGUGACUCUGUCUGCACUCCUUGCCAGUCUCAACAGCUGCUGUAACCCUUGGAUAUACAUGAUCUUCAGCGGUCACCUCCUCCAGGAUUUUGUGCACUGCUUCUCCUGCUGCCGCAAAAUGAACGCUGACUUCAAGAAAGAGGACUCAGACAGCAGUCUGCGCAGGACAACGCUGCUGACUAAGAUAACCAAUCGGAGCCCAACGGGCAGCACUGGCAACUGGAGAGAGCUGGACAAUUCCCCCAAGUCCUCCAUUCAGGCAGAGUGAACACAUGUCUGGCAGUGGCAUUGAGACACACAUACAGUGCGAGCUCAUAUUUGCUUUGGACAUGACUGAUGGGUUCUGAAAAGUUCUCCAAGCCUAAAAAUUAAAAGAAAGUCAAGCCUUUUGCUUGGAAAACAUGAAUUAGUAAAAAAAUAAGAAGAAGAAGAAGAAGAAGGUUAAAAAUUUGUCAUGAACACACAAAACAUGAACACAUUAACUAUGGAUUUUUGGCUGGAUUCUAUGUGCCUAUGUGUUCUUUCUAACAUAACUUGAGCAAAAAUAUUACAGAAGCAUUCGUGCAUUCAUAAUUCUUUGAUAAAAUCAUGCAGGUGUCAAGUUCCUUAGAAUCCCAAAGUGAUUUCUUUUGAGUACUUUUAAGAACCAGGAAUCCAGAUGCUUUUCUUGAUGUUUCUGUCUCCCUGUAGAGCCGCCAAACGCCCUUUCCUGUCAGAGUGUUUUUAAUGAUAAAAUGUACAUAUAGCAGCCAGGAGGUCUAACAGCCCGCUCAUCUCUAAGUAACCAAGGCGCUCGCCUCGUCUUUUGUGUUUAGCUUUCCAUGGUGUUGUUUUGCUUAGAACCACAUUUUAGUGGCUUAUGUAAGUCGCAUUGAAACCUUUCCUUUGACCUACCACAAAAAAAAAAGUAAAAUAACAGAAGAAAAACUAAAGCAAUCAUAGAUGGAGGGUACAUUUAUCAUUUCAGUCCUUGCGUGUGUCCACAUUUUUAUAAUUUGUUCAAGACAUUGUUUCAUGGAGCAGCAGGCGGUCCUUUGUGAGGUUCACCAAAUAAUGGCUGCCAUUUCUUCUCAGCAGAGGUAAAUGGGAUUCCUUUCAGAACUAAGGGAAUAUUCACCUACACACACAUACACAAGAUGAGUGUCAGGGUGCUUUGAUGAAGUGAGGCUGACCGCUGCUGGAGGAGGCUACCUUCCCACAGGCUGUUCCCAGAACACUGCGGAGAAGCUCGCACAUUCCACACAGAACACGUCAAUACUCUUCCUGAUUUUUUUUCUGACAUCCUGCACCAUUGGGGGCUUUGUGUUGUGGCUUCAUUUGCACUCUAUACAAAAACAAUUUCCUGCACAGCACCAUAAUGGUUGUCAGACCACAAUGGGAUGCCUCAAAAGAACAUACAUAUUGUAUCAACAUCAUGUAUAUCGUAUCAAGACUGUAUAUAUAUAAAUAUAUAUAUUGUGUAUAUGUAGACUAUGUGUACUGUGUACUCCUAUAUGUACAUUUCUCUCCAAGUGUAUGGUGUAUUUGUACAUAAAGCAGCACUUAAAUAUCUGUAAAUAGAAGUAAUAUAUGUAAAUCUGUUCAAUAUGAGUUUUAUUUGUCUGUAAUGGCUCGUGCACAUUGAAAUGAAUCAGAAAAUUGUAUAAAUAUAUGUUGAAAUAUACAGAUUGAUGUAAAUACUA
Messenger RNA from Stegastes partitus (bicolor damselfish), 2869 nucleotides. It is a transcript of the gene avpr1aa, whose product is annotated as arginine vasopressin receptor 1Aa. The transcript is spliced from 2 exons. Gene Ontology annotation, cellular component: plasma membrane. NCBI's taxonomy places the organism in Eukaryota, Metazoa, Chordata, Actinopteri, Pomacentridae. The record is from RefSeq and is a predicted model, not a curated record. Bases 223 to 1455 code for a protein of 410 amino acids. Gene Ontology annotation, molecular function: vasopressin receptor activity; peptide binding. Gene Ontology annotation, biological process: G protein-coupled receptor signaling pathway; positive regulation of vasoconstriction; cellular response to hormone stimulus.